CAGGUUAUUUUCGACUGAACAAAACUUAUCAAAAGUACUUACAAAAAAAACAUGAACGCUGACACGGACGAGGAGCAGCCGGACCAGGCUUCGCUCUGCAGCAUUUGCACCGAGUCCCUCCUUCCGACGGAGGGCGCGAAGACAUGCUCGCUCCGGGUGUGCGCGCAGUGCGGCUACGUGUUCCACAUGACGUGCCUGGAGAAGUGGAAAUCGCAGAUGCUGAAGAACAAAAAGGACCCCUCCUGCCCGAACUGCCGAACCGAGUUCAUCGGUAAGAAGGCCGGGCUGCCCGUGCACUGCAUUCCGGUGGACGGAAAGUGCGCGCAGGGCGAUUUGUCAGUGGAGGAGGAGUACGCGUUGGAAAACCAAAAAUAUCGUACUUAGUAAAGAAUAAGUUGCACGACAAAAUUCGUAUAAGUACGGGGAAGUUUAUGCUUAAUGGAAUUUGUCAUUCUGAUGCACCUAGGAAACGAGAUUUCCCAUGCAUCAUUGCAAUUUAUUACUACGUUUGCGAGAAGUACGAUACUUGUGCAAUGCAUAGGGAGUACCGGCAGCUCCUUCUGGACGACCCGCGGCUGCGCAGCUCGGAGGGCCACGCGGAACUGGUAAAGAAGGAGCAGGAGGC
Amoebophrya sp. A120 is the source of this 625-nucleotide messenger RNA. NCBI's taxonomy places the organism in Eukaryota, Dinophyceae, Syndiniales, Amoebophryaceae. The record is from the annotation of a GenBank genome assembly.